Messenger RNA from Cuscuta epithymum, 380 nucleotides. The record is from the annotation of a GenBank genome assembly. NCBI's taxonomy places the organism in Eukaryota, Viridiplantae, Streptophyta, Magnoliopsida, Solanales, Convolvulaceae.
GGCGGCCCGAUGGUUCAUGGCUGUCUAAUCGGGAAGAACUUGGUGAGGCAGUCUUGGAUUACUUUUCGGUUUUGUUCAAAGAACAAGAGAGGACACAACCACUUGCUAUUCGAGGCGAAUUCCGACAGGUGUCGGCAGAACAGAACGAGUUACUCUUACGGGCUAUCAGUCCGGAGGAGGUUAGGCGGGCUGUUUUUGAUAUGCACCCGGAAAAGGCUCCAGGCUCAGAUGGAAUGAACCCCGCUUUUUUUUUCAGGCUUACUGGGAGGUGCUUGGACCGGAUAUAUCUGCCUUAUGUGCGUUGAUGUUUGAGACAGGUAAUCUGGCAGAUCAUGUUAAUACUACUAAUAUUGUGUUAAUCCCUAAAGUGGAGAAACCAG